Molecule: messenger RNA, 363 nt
Organism: Anisakis simplex (herring worm)
Lineage: Eukaryota; Metazoa; Nematoda; Chromadorea; Rhabditida; Anisakidae
Source: the annotation of a GenBank genome assembly
CCAUGUGCAAACGAAUCGAUCUGGCAUUUGGCUCACUACAGUAAUAGUGGUGGUAGUUUCGCGUUGAGGGCACCGAUAUGGGCCCGACGGCUAUCGGUCGUAAGUCGAAAGCCACUAUCGGUGAUCGAUGUCAGUGUGCAGCCGUGUAAUUCCUACAAUCACACAUUGCAUGCGAGCAGGUCAGACAAUUUUCAUCGAUUCCAAUCCAUCAUAAACCUCCAGGUCUUUAAUAUUGGGAAUCGUUCAUCACAGUUAGGAAAACCGCAGAUAUAUUUAUUUCGUUAUGACAUUUCAAAAAAUUCUCAAGAUUUUUGGGUUUCGCAUCAUAUAAUGAAUAAUCUGAACACCACUGUGAAACUAUAG